Lathyrus oleraceus (garden pea) is the source of this 1827-nucleotide messenger RNA. RefSeq lists its product as uncharacterized. Bases 283 to 1584 code for a protein of 433 amino acids. The record is from RefSeq and is a predicted model, not a curated record. The transcript is spliced from 5 exons. Lineage: Eukaryota; Viridiplantae; Streptophyta; Magnoliopsida; Fabales; Fabaceae.
UCCCUUUUCAGCUCCCACUAAUGAGACCUAACUCCGUUAUAACAGUUACAAAUAAAAGUCAUAAGUCUCAAAUCCAAACAAACGUCGUUAGUACAUAAAAACAGCAUUGGGUGCGCUUGACCACUGACAACACGAAGAAGAACAACAAGACUUACACAAACCCGAAAAUGACGACUUUUAAAUAGUUUCAUCAUUUUUCUCUCAAACAAGCUUUGUUCUUUUGAUUUCCAAUUCAAUAGCAGGUGGUAAGAUUAAGUUUUCUCAUUAAAUAAUUGAGUUAUCAUGGGAUCAGUUUGUUGUGUUGCUGCAAAGGAUCAAACUAUUUCCACUAGAACUGGAGGUGAGAGUUUUCACAGAAAUCCUACAUGUUCACCGUCAUUGAGUUUUCAAUGGGAUAGAUGGAGCCGCGUCGCUGGUGAAAUUGAUGAUCUUUCGUUUCUCACGUCUCGGAGAGUCAGCAGAAGUGUCAGCAUGGAGUUAAAGGGGUCUUUAAGUUCUGAAAGAGGCAAUUUAUCUGAUGUGGGGAGCACUCUGGAGAACUCUGUAACACCCAUGUCUCAGAAGUCCCCGAUUCACGAGCAAUUGGGUGCGAGUCAGAUGACUCUAUCUUCAGAUCUAUCCAUGUCAAGUAAUUGUUCUACAGCGGUGAAGAAUCUGACAGAAUCACCAGAGAUUGCAGAAUCUUCAGUACCAAAUCUUUCUUUUUCAAUACCAUCUUCUUUCUCAACACCUAUAACUCGUAAUCUAAAUCAUCACAAUCUUCCUAGUUCAACACCAUCUAGAUGGGCUCAUCGAUCUCCAGGACACCCGCUGCUGAGACAAAUUUCUGAUAGUAGAAUCCUGGGUUUGAAAUCGCCCGACAAUUCAAUUUCUGAGGGAAGACCAUCGUUUGUACUGUCCACUUGCAGCAAUGACAUGAUAACUGGAUCCCAAUGCGGUUCAUCUGAUGGCUGGUCCAUGCGCACGUUUUCUGAACUGGUGGCAUCAUCUCAAAAGGAAAGGUGGUCAUUCGACAGCGAGCAUUUAGGUUCAGGUCGCCACAAGAUAAGUGGAACUAGUAGUAGGUUCUCGUAUUCUCCCUCCAUGGAUAUACAAUCUUGCGGGGCCUGCUCGAAGCUCUUGACCGAGAGAACUGCAUGGAGCAGCCAGAAAUUUGUUUCCAACAACGACCUCUCGGUUGUUGCUGUACUUGUCUGUGGUCAUGCGUAUCAUGCGGAAUGCUUGGAGACCAUGACAUCAGAAGCAGAUAGUUAUGAUCCAGCUUGUCCAAUUUGCAUGGUUGGAGAAAAGCACGUGUCGAUGUUGUCCAGAAAAAGUCUCAAGGCUGAAUCAGAAAUGAAGGGCAAGAGCUACAAGAUAUCCAGAAACCGUGUUGUUGAUAGCUACUUUGAUGGUGGGUUAGAUGUUUUUAAUCGGCAAAAAGAUGUCGUUUCGAAAUUGGAGCCUAGCUCAAGUUCAAGGAGUUCAUUAAGAAAACCCUUCUUGAGGCGGCAUUUCUCACUGGGAUCGAAGUGGAAUCGAUCCCAGUCCGAGAAUGAUUCUGCCAGGAAGAAGGGUUUUUGGGCGAGAUAUCGCAAAGAUUGAGCUUCGUUAUAACCAUAGCUGUUAGUUGCUGCAGGUCUCUAAUUAUAUUUGUAGGAUUUACUAUUUGUAUGUUGACCAGCUUUACUAAUAAUUAUAGAUUUAUUUUCAUUAAAUUUUGUGUACUCGUGUACGAAUGCAUGAUCGCUUGUAUUGUCACUUGUUACAUUUGAAUCACAUUGCUUCAAACUCUAAGGAGAUUCUGAAUGUGAAAAACUAAUGAUACCGUGAUGAUCAUGUUAUGUA